AUGUCCAGGCGGCGCUAUCACGAGGCGUUCUUUGAUGAUGAUGGUACUUUUGCACACUGUUCAACUUUAUUUGCAGAAACGUUUUCAUCGAAGAGAGGCCGCCCCGAUAGGGAUACUGUAGAGUCUUUACUUUACCGGAUAGGCAGCAAAGUUAGUCGUAUUAAACUUCUGAUUCCACUAGGAUACGGAGAAAAUCCAAAGAGAUAUCAGCGAGUUAAGCCUUCUCGUUUGCAAUGAAUUAACGAAAAAUCCCGAACACUACGCUCGGAUUUUUGCUUCUUGGUAGUUGACGGUUUUUCUUACGUGUUAGUGCCAAGAAUAUCCCGGAGCGCACGGCAAUUUACACAACAUUAUUGGGACUUAUUAACUUGAAAAACCACAGUUUUGUUUCACAAGUUAGUCGGAAUUGGCUUCCUAUCUUUUAGGUUGUCGAAUUGCUUUUCCGUGAACUGAAGGAUGCUCUCAAAAGUUGCCGUUUUGAUGACGCCAAAUAUCUGGUAUAUUUCCUCCUUCCCAUUUUACCUUCCUCCAGGUUAGGUUCCUGUCAUACGCUGUUUGCAGCAAUGUUGUUCACCCAGGAUCGUUGCUUGCCCUUUAUGAAAAUUUUGCAGAAGUUACGCUUGAUGUCUGUGUCAGUUCUCAAGCCCGAACUGACUGGUACUCUUACGUCGUCCUCUAUGCGCUCCCCUAUGUAUGGUGUUUAUUUCAUAAUAACGUCCGUCUUUCAGAGUGCACAGUUACUGGCAGACCAUGAUGCUUCUGCCCUAAAUGCUGUCUUAAGCACAAUCAGUGUCUACUUAUCGUGAGUUCUUGGGUUGUUUUUUUAUUUGUUAGAAGAAAACGGACGAGACUAAGCUCUUAUGCCUGUAUGCUUUCUCUCUUAAGAGUCCAGGUUAAAACGACUACCGGAAAAUCUAUUGAGACGAUUUGUGGCUCUACAAGUUUUGAUUUUGUUUUCCCACCAAAUAUCCGCUCAUCUCUGUAGAUACUGUAGUCCACUAUAUCUAAAUUAUAGAUCCUGAAAACGGAACUAAAUUUUCCGGACUAAUUGCACAAUAUACGUUCUUCCCCCUCUGAAGUUCGUUUACAUUUGUCCUGCUCAUUAGCAAUCAUCGGUGUCUGAUCCACUGUUUUCUGUCACUAGGAAAAGAAGGACCUUGCAUGUACGAAUGUUAAGAGUUUGGGAUUCUGAUGAUCCACAUCCCCAGGAAGACGUAAGUUUAUCCCACUGUCUUCAAGUCACUUAGUUUUUGUGAAAACUGGCCGCGUGAAUCAAGCGCUGGUGUCUGAGUUGAUUUUAAUCUCCUUAUUUUUGCACCCAUGUUGAGGUUUGUCGCUAUCGGGUCCUUUAAUUGAUUUAGUGUUUGCAAAUGAAGUCCAACGUUUUACCUCUGCUUACACCAAAUUCACUAUUAUGAUCGCAUUUCUUAUUGCGCCCACCAAAGGCUCCUCCAACAAAGAUUCUUGUCCUAUCUUUUAGUAUCUUUCCUGUCUCUGGGCCCAGAUCUCUUCAAUGCGAUCAGCGGGCUGGAAGGAGCAUGUGUUGUCGAAAAUAAGCGACGCGUUUCCCGCUCUCAGGGAGUCUGGGCAGUCCUGCAAAUUUUCCCAAGUAUGUCUAGCUUGUAUUCUCAUGUCUUAACUCCCUUCCAAUCGUGAGGGUCUUAGCCCCUGCCUUAUAUCCCGUCUCUGCCUUUCACGCAGAUUACUCCACCGGACUAUGAUCCAGAAAUUGUCUAUCCUCUACCGCAAGUUGUUUUUCGGAUGUUUGACUAUACCGAUGUGUACUCUGCUGAGGAUGAAGACAUGGAGCAGGAUAACCAGACAACAGGCACGAAAACCGAGAACUCUGGGGCCACUUUGCCAGGAGCUCACACUAUCGAGCGGUUCCUCAUUGACGAACAAUUGCACAUAAUCUUGGAAACCAUGAACUUUAAUAGGGUUUUGUGGUGAGUUCGUCUUUUUUAAGGCAAAAGUGUUUACUCUGACAAUUGGCAUCUUCACUUAGAUGGAGUAGUUUGACCGUCGCGUGUGACGUCCUUUGUGUGCUCCACAGAGUGGGUACAGCACCGGUGACUUGCACGCGAAUUUUGUUUGUAAUGGGGCGGACUCGCACAGCACCUGUCGUACUUCCCUUCCUCAUUAACUAAGCAAGACAAUGUCAUGACGAAUGAAGGUGGGCGCGAGCGUAGUGGCUGAAAAAGCUAAACAGCUCGUCUACGCGUACCACAGACAACAUAGUUUCCACACAAUGUGUCGGGUUUUAGCAGAUAGGGGACACGCAUCUCGCGUUUGAGAGUGCCAUAUAGACUAAUUAAGGGGUCGUUUGAAUCUGACUCUCAGUUCUCGAGCCAUUCACCCCACAUGCACACAUAGAAAGCUGAUCACGAGGAUGGAGUUAUCUAGUCAGUCGGUAUCCUCCCAAAUUUCAAAGCAUGAGAUACUUAUUGUAAUGAGGAAUUCGCCGACGUGCCGUGGGGAUGAGUUGCUCAGAGUCUGCUUCAUUCUCUCCUCACUAUCCCCUGCACCAUUUAUCUGUCUAGACCCGGUCAGUCAUUUACCCUGCCUGCUCGUUCCACACGCGACCAAGUCCUUACUCAUUGCCAGAAUUCCAAAAACUAGGGGGUAACUCAGAUAUCACGUACAUGGGAGUGCCGUAAAGGGUACAUUAAAAAGGAGCUAUUAAGCCUGACUGUCGAUCCACCAGUCAGUCACCAAACACAAGACUGUUGGUAAUCUUCCAAGCCACGACUUUUAGCUCGUGAUAGCCUAACAACGACUCAGAUUUAUGAUAGCGAGGAAUACGCUGAUGUGCCGUGAGGAUCAGUUCCCAGAGUCGGUCUCAUCCUCUUCUCCCGCGCACCAGUCGGAUGUCCGAGCCUAUUAGUCAUCUGGUGAUGGGAUUGGGCACAGUGGAUGGCUGUCUACGCAUGCCACACACGACCUAGUCAGACACCGGGUUGUGUCAAAAGUGUACGCCCCACUUGCUCGAGAAGUGCAUAUUCUAUCCGUGUUUCGGGUGUUGUGAGGCGGGUUCAUGUGUGAUGUAUGCUUUGGUGGGGGCAAGGUUUGCGGUUUUUUAACGCCGGUCGUAGGCAAGCCGCAUUCGGCUGAAUAGGCCCAUGCAAUAGUGAGAUGUCCGUAAGCAGUGUGGACGAAUGCAGCGGGUGUAUAUUGGGACUCCUGACACUGAGACGCAAGUCUUAGUGCGAUGGGCUCACAAGUGACCGACCAGACCUAUGCGUGAUACGAAAGUGCUGUUGCAAUGGUGACAGUUUGGUAUCGGAUCCACAUUGUUGAUGGUAAGGGCACUGGCAGUAAUGUUUUGCUGGUCGGUAGGAGUGUCCUUACUAGUGUUGCAAGUAGCGGCGGUAGAGGAGAUGUUCUAAGAUGAGAGGCGGUUUGACCCUCAGACGUCCAACACGGCCGAUCCAUGCUCGGAAUGUCCGUCGACAUUGUUGACACUGUGGCAUGUGUUGGGUGCUGGCGUCACCGGUCUGUAGCACUUGUGUCUUGUAGGUCUCUCUCUUUCCGUUAGCAACGCCCAUCCGGUUGGCUUCGAGGAUGGCUGCUCUAGUCUCUACGGCAGCGCUCCAAGUCUGUCGAUCUUGAGCGAGGUCCUCCGAGGUCUCCGGGUUGUUUUCAUGAGUGCUUGAGUGUGAUAUUGAAGGUGUCCUUGUGGCGACGCUUUUAUCCACCUUUUCUGUGAACACAGGGCUACAUCGCCGCAGAAUAUCCUCUUGCGAAGGCGCCCGUGCGCAGCAGCAUGACCAGGGUACUGAGAACGUCGGGUUUUUCCAGGAUCUCCGUAUUUGGGAUCCUAUCGCCUCACCUACAUUUAAGAAGAAAGUGCUUAGCUCCCUUGCGUUACCUUCACAAGCAUUCCAUGUCGUCGCGGUGUACAAGAGGGUCCUUAGGAUAAUAGCCGUCUUCAUCCUCGGUUUUGUGUUGGGUACUGCGUUACGGGGGGAUCAGGACGGAGUGCUAUGGCCGGCCGGAUAACUCACCGACAUACGAUUUCGUCGUUAACCUUGAUGUAUUUUGAAGGUACGCGAACUUUUCCGUUGCUGCGAGGAGGUGACUUCCACUGACACUAAUACGGGUUCAUCGUAACUGACAUUUGGCACCGCUUUAUGCGGGACCACUCUCUUCUCCGUUCUGAUGGUUAGAUCGAAAUUUGAGUAGCCGAGGGCAAAGACACCCACACUGAGCUGCAUGUCUUCUUUUGUUGUGUUUGCCACACAGUCAUCCUCGGACAGUAGUUCGUGAACACUGUCGUGGGACACCCUCAAAUAUGCUUCCAGGUGACGGGUGUUGAACAUUUUUCCAUCGUCUCGAUGGUUAAUGUCGAUCCUCGGCCACACCACAUGGUAGGCGUUCAUCAGCAUGGUGGAGAAUGUGAGACUGAAUAGGAUGAGAGUUAGUAAGCAGCCCUACUUCACCCGAUUGGCCACCGAAAAUGAUUAAGAGAUUGCCCCGGUGUCCAUGCCACCUUAUCAUUUGAGCACAUCGCUCAAGACAGCAUGGUUUCCCAGAGUCCAUCAGCAUUCGUUUUGUCGAAGGCCAGUACAGAUCGACGAAGGUCCUCAUUUUCUGGCCCUUUUCCUGAGGUUGGCGGACCGCGGAGAUCACGUCUGGGGCUCUGUAGUGUCCUCAAAAUCUGCACUGCGUCUCAGGAAGAAUUCCUUUCUCCAGAUUCAUGUUCAGAUGACUGAGCAGAACAUGGCCGAGAAUUUUCCUGCGAUGUGAGGGAGGGGAUGCCUCUGUGGUUACUACAGAGUUUCCAGUUCCCCUUGUGUUUGUAGAUGUGGACGACGGUGAUCUCCUUGAAGUCCUAGAUGGCGUGUCCAUGUCGCCAUAUCUGCAAGAGCGAGAUAAGCCUUUCCAUUAAAUGUGGACUGUCCUACAUGUAAACAUCAGCCAGAAUAACGCCUGCUCAAGGUACUUUUCCACUGAGCAGCAGUUGUACUGCUCUGAUUGUCUCGGGGAGUGUGUGGAUUGUUCCUUGGUGGGGCGAGUGCGGGUUUCUUUGUCACAUGCACGUCACGCUGGUCACGCCUCCGAACGAAGACGUAAUUUAGCAGAUGCUAGUGACUCGAGCUGGAGUGCAUCCACGUCACCUUCUCCCGCAUCGGAGGACGGAAAAUGUUGCUCGACAGAAGAUGGUGUUCCACACAGACUUUCAGGAGAGGAGGCUACUGGUGUUGAAGUUGCCAAUUCUAUGGCGACCGAGCAUUCCUUUUCAGGCAGCAUGGUCUGUACCGACACGAGUAUUGAGGUCACCAAGGACGACCAGUUUGUCCGCCUUCGCGUACAGUUCCUCAUAGAACCUGGUCUUCAUGUCAUCGGAGUUAGUCAUUGAGGGAUGUAGGCGCUGACGAUGGUGACGAAUUUGGUUCUGCGGAGUGGCAGCCUCAUGGUCAUGAGAUGGUCAUUGACGCCUUGUGGCAGGCAGACAGUCGUCUCACGAUAUCGUCCACAAUGGUGAAGGCGACUCCGGCUUUUCGUCAUUCUGCUCUUGAAAUUUGUCUCCAGAAGGUGUAUCCGGCGCCCACCUCCAGGCUACCCUGUUCAAAGAAGCGGGUCUUACUGAGAGUCGCAAUAUCCAUCUUUUAGCAGGCCAGUCCGCGAACAACUUGAGCCGUCCUCCAUUCCAGACGAUUUUCCAUUAGUUUGUCUAAACCAGUGUGAGCAGUGUCACUCUGACAGCCUAUGGGGAGGGACGAAGAUGAGAAUUUUUGUUUGUUGUUAUUUUUCGACCGCAUUUUUUGCGUCCCCAUGCCGUGGCCGGGUUGCCGAUGGCAUGUCUUACUAGUAAUUUUUAGGACAUCUCAUUUAGUCUCCAUCACCUCGUCGGUGUAGGCAAUGUUGCCACUAACUACGGCUGCUUAGCCAUCUCGGGCGUCUGCUAAAUUCCACUAUGGGUUACGACUUGUUGAGCGGAAAGAUGGCCCGGGUUAGCCUAAGCCGCCAACACGAUUGUAUGUCGUUCUCGUCUUAGAUCUCUUUUGUUUGGAGACGCAGACGGAGUUUGGUCUACUGGGUGUGAAGGCCUUCAUAUAACUCGAGGUAUCCUAGAUUUGGUUUUGAUCACUCGGAGGGCCGUUCGGAUUUUUGACAGGAGCUGUUGUUGGGUAGGACAUUGCGUCUUUCCAGGUUACUGUCCCUCGAAAAGUUCAACCAUAGCGCGGAUCAUUGUCCUCCUUUCGUCCAAAAAUCGGCUUCACUCUUCGGACAGGGGGUGUUUAGGUCAGCCUAAUGGAAAGAUGGUGUCUCUGGUCAUCCUAUGCAGUACAUAAUCUUAAGAUUUUAAUCCGGUAUUUGACGCCACCUAAAACCUCGUUGGUAUGGCAAGCAACACCUGCCAUGUCACACUACCGUCAUGGUUUGCGACCUUUUUAUAGGUAGUCGAUUAGCCAGGUAGGUUCGUAGCCGCACCCAAAGGUGUUACUACAGCAUGGCUCUCUUCUCUUUAUUUGGCAAACUUACGAGUCUCCUUAUUUCAAAACUGAACCUCACUGGAGACUGUUCCUCUCUCCACCAUCUGUAGACGCGCCUGCUUGAUCAUAACUAGAUUAAUGGGCGGGCCUCGUCCUCACGCAUUUCCUGUCCUUCCGGUUUAAUAGAUCGAAGGGGGCAGAUGCCGUUAAAAUUUCGCCGUGCCCUUUUAUGACUUCUUUGUAGCAACGAUAAGGGCGGCUUCCUUAAAAUAUUACUACCAAUUCGACUUUAUUUCAUAGUGUUUCGGAACUACGAGGCUCCAACUUCAGGAUUUGAGUUGUUGCGCAGCAAACUUUUGCCCGAAAUUUUGGGAAUUCAUAUUACUAUUAUAUGUAUGCCAACCGAUCGCCAAGCUUCUUUGCUUGAAUAUUUUUCCUUUUCGUGACCCCGAUGGUUACCAUUAAUAACCAGGCAUCUGGAUUGGGAAUGCCGACCCGACUUGUGAUUGCGUUUUGUCUCAAACAGUAUCUUAGCCCCUGUCGCUUUAUCACAAAGCUCCUGAGUUUGGCUAACUAUGCGAGAAGACGCAUUCUGUAGUACGAUUGUUCUCACCGUCUGUCUGUAGUUCCCCUCGUUCCUUUCGAAAUCGAAGGAUCUCAUCCGUUUGGCUCACAUUCAAGCCGCUUGCCCUGUCCAUAGUUUCCGUGGACUUGUGUAACUACUAAGCAGUCUUGUGUGCCAAUUAUUUCGCUCAACAAUUCAAGCUCUGACCAGGCUCCAUACGUCUAUAUAACGCCUGCCUUUGUCUUCUAGUGCGCGAGCCCUUCUCGGUCUGCAGACGCGCGCCCGUGUCGCCCUGGAUUACAUGAUUGUUGAGGCCAUCUUUGCGGACAUAUUUCGGCUACCAAAGCCGCCUGUGCGCCAUGGAAAUUUGCUCUUCUAUGCCUCACUCCUCAUCCAGCUCUGCAAUGAGGCCUCAAACACUAUGCCCCUUGUCUUGGCUCAGGCCGCGGAGACCCUCUUUGAUCGACUGGACACCAUGAAGCCGGUGUGUGCCGCAAGGUGGGUUGAUUCUACCGACUUCCGGUCGUUCGCUGUAUGCCUGAAAACGCGUUAUUUUUACACACUUUUGUUUUUCCAGAUUCGUAGAAUGGUUCUCCUUCCAUCUCACCAAUUAUCAACUGCAGUGGAGUUGGCAGGACUGGUCCAGAGCCCUCUCCGAGCCUCUCAUGUCUCCUCGGCGUUGGCUCAUCUCUGAGACACUGCGGCGUCUUAUCCGGUUAGUUAUGGUCAUCGUGUCUCCAUAUUGCCCAGAAGGGUUAAGUGCUGCUUGUAUGUGGCCGAUCUUCAACAUUUAUUGUCUUUCAGGCGUCUGUUGCCUCUGGUUCGGUUCUUUGGGAAAUCUGUCAAUCAGCAGUUCCACGUUAAUUGACCCGCGAUGGUAGAGUCGUCCACCGCAAAUGCAGCUCCCAUGUUUGCAUCUAAGCUGUUGAUACCUACAGUCAGUGAGCGAUCUCAUAAAAUGUUAACCGUAAUUCGAAAAUACGUUUUCGAUUAGGAAAGAUUACUUAAGCGGGGUCGUAGUAGUGAUUGUUUGACGGCACAGCGCCGCGAUAUUUCAGACACCUGAGGGUGUUGGCUUUUGAAUGCCACUCAUUUUGGCCAUCUCCAAAAACCGCACGACAAAAAUGACUACUCGGUUCUUAUACGUUUUCUAUAUCGAUUUUCGAUGCUCUUGUAGAUUGAUAAGUAUGUUGCAGAAAAAUAUUUCUUUUUGUACCCAUUUGGUAUCAAAUCACGUCCUUUUCAAAUGUCCUACUCGAAGAAGGAGUAUCUUAGGGUUUUAAGAAAAGUACAUAAUUAUAGGAUUUCUAGAACCGUCCCAUGCCCAUUCGAGUAGCAUUGUAUCUGGCUGUUUGAUAAUGCUCCUCCUCAUUGUAAUGUUUCAUGAGCCCCAAAUGGUAUUUUCUUAAUGGCACAAAAGCAUUUAUGUUUUCUCCAUACAUGGAAAGUGUAUAUCUUGAAGCCUAAAAACCCAGACGAAAGUGCAGUGGCAGAUCUACUUCAAAAUUAGUCGGGAAUCGAUAACUUCUUUACAGCUGAAAGAUACUCUCUUUGAGUAUAUGAUCUGAAAAAGGCAUGAUUUACUGCCAGACGGGUAUAAGAAAUGAUAUUUUGAUGGAUCUUUUCCAUUGAAUACAUUUAAAUUUACAAGAAUAUCGGGAAUAUAUAGAGAAAAUGCAUACUACUUAAGUAGCCGUAUUUACCGGGUAUGGUUUUCGAAGGUGGCCGAAAGGGGUGCAUCCAAAAGCUAACACCGUGAAAUAUCUGAGAUAUCAGGGGAUUACGUCGCAAAAUAGUCAAUAUUACGGGCUCACUUUAGUGUUCCUUCCUAAUCGAAAGUGCAUUUCAGGAUUUCAGUCAGCACUGUAUGAAAUCGGUCACUGACUGCAUAACUCCUGUUUGGCAUGAUGUACGAUCUGCCGAAUUUAUGGUAAUGCAAUCCGUAGUUCCCAAAUGCACCGUGCUAAUUGACCCAUGUGAUCCUUCUAACUUACCAGCAGUUCAGGAAGGCUACCUUAUACACGCUUUUGCCAGUUAAGGACUUUAUUUUAGAUCCUCGAAACAAAUAUCUAUCAGGUUGUCGCGCCCGGGUUGCUCAUUUACGUAAUAGGAGAAAACGCAUGGUCUAACAACAGCACAGGCGGUGUUGACUGAUGUUUAUCAUUUCCAUUGGUGCGAAGGAAAAAUCACUAUUCACCCCCACCCCCUUCCCAUAAUUUUCGUCAAACACUGCCAGAAUAGAAGUCCUUAUGAACACAGGGGUAGCCAAAACCACAAAGCCACGUUCGGUUUUGUUAUUUAUACUGGUCCUCUGCCUCCUCAAGGAAAGGAGAAUGAGGAUUAAUCUUCCCUACAGGUCACAUUUGGUAUAAUCAAAGUUGUGUGCGUUUAUUACGCUGUCUUUCAAAGUUAGUUGGUGGUCUUGCCGUGUUUCGUGUGUCCUGAAUGCAUAAGACGAACACGAGCUGCCUAAUAAGCCGCUGCGUCCGAUUUUAUUUCAAGUCGGCUGUACCCAUUUCUGCCACGGUUGCGUAAUAAAAAAGGCGGAGAUGGAGGUGCUAGCUCCGCGCCGCCUUUCUUGUCCCCCUGAUGGAGGAUCGGGGCGCCACAAGUUGGCUCUUUGUGAAGCGGUUUGUGUAGACAAGGGCUUUGCAGCUGCUAUCCCAGGAGGUUUAUGCAAUGUACUCCAAACCUCACAGGAACGAGUGAGCCGAUGCAGUCUUCAUUCUGAGGCAGAGUCCUGUGGAUGUGAUGCUGAUGGCCGACUUUCUGCGACUGAAGACUUUAUUACAGAACGGCCCCCAAGUCCAGACAGCAAAUUAAACAUCUGAAUGUGCUAAGCAACUGUCGGCCUUUUGUUUGUGAUGCCGUUGCCUUCACGUCUCCUGAUCACUAUUAUGCAGUCGGGACCCGCCAUUCAAGACGCUUCUUCCAUAAUUCCUUUUUCGGAAUUUUCACCAUCACAGUUCUUUUGACUUGGAAAAUUCCUUUAACUGUCUCACAGUUAUUGACUAGCAGUGAAAGGUGAUGGAAUUUCGACAGAUUUAAAUGCCUUCAGUCGAAGGUCCUUUACUGAUACGGCACGCUUGCGUAGUUUAAUCUUGUAUCUAUCCUCUACCUCUUGUGCCUAAUUUCCUCUCCUUUUGUUUUCUUCCUUGGAAUCUCUGUGCCUACCAUGUCAGGUAUUCCUACCACGAAAAUGUUAAACAGCGCCUUCCGCGACCCUUCCAUCCCCUACUUCCCCCGGAACCCACUCCAGUCAACCCAUACGCCGACGCCUGUAAGUACUAUACUUGCACUUUUUUACUUGAUGCGACUGCGAUCAUGCCUGAUCUAUCCGGCCUGGAUGUUCAACAUGAUGCCUGUCCGUCGAGGCGAUCCGUCCCGGCGGCUGCAGUCUGAUCGCGUCGUUCUAUUUUUCUAUUGCGGAGGCCGAAUUCAGAUCGUCUGCAAAAUCUCACAUUCCAUGUUACACCGAACCCCCCCCCCCUGUGGGCAUGAUUCAAGAUAUCAGUACUGGGUUUAUGGGAUCGGGGCCGGAUCGUGUUAUCAAAGCAUGUUAACUCUUCUCCAUUGGUGACUCAACAUAUCCUGGCAGUUUUCUUGCAGCAAGGGUAGGCUUUCUCGUCUGGUCCCAAGUUUGUAUAGACCUCCCGUGUUCCCUUGUCUCCUACGCGCGCACAGUUCAGCAUUUCCUGUCCUUUGCGGUACUAACUGUUUCCUCCGGGAUCCAUGGACCCCUCUAAAAUCCACAAAAAAUUGCUCUUCGUAGACUCUGGUGACGAUACUAUCCCCGCUGUUCGUCUGAAAGUAGCCUAAUCCCUACAUAUCCGAAACUUGUCCACUUCGUCUAGGUGACACUCCUUGAUCACGGGGAGUACUUGCAGUUUGCGAAAUAUCUUAGCGUUUCUACCGUUUAUGAUGAUCUGUUAACCCCGGCGGAAGAGGGAAGGCACUACGCUCUAUGUCUUAGGACGAAUUAGUCAGGCAGCGUCCGGCUGACAAAUUUGAGACUGUCAAAGCUGAGUUGACUGACUUCGGUCAUUUGCGUAGUUGCGAAGGAUGGACGGUAGGAUGCAUUCCUGAUGAACCGUUGUAAGAGGUUUUGGACGACGAUGCGGGCAGGAAUGUAAUUUUGCCGGUCUGCCGCUUACUUUCAGUGUUUGCCACGAUUAAAGGAGUUGGAUGCCCCAGGGAGGUUAAGAGUACAGACCACCCCUGAUCGUUGGUAGUCACGGUGGUAUUACAGGACUUAUCGCAUUUAGUUCGAAACUCGGGUUUUCCUAGUCUCUUUCUUCCGCCUUUCCUUAAUCAAAACUCACUUAGAACGAAGACCCUUGUGGCUGUCACACCUGAUCUUAUACCGCAGAGUUGUGGUCGAGUCACAUUCGUCAAGCGCUAUCUAAUUUCCCUCCGUUCAAGUCUUGCGCGUGUCUCUCACGUUUGAGGCAACCAUUUGGCUUGCCUAACUUGCCCAUUGUCCUUUGGUCGGACUUCAACAGAUCACUGCCCAGCGUGGGCUUGGAGAAGUUACUGCCUUACCAAGUUCCAUUCAAUCGCCGUGUUUUAAUUCUAACAGCCCCUCGAAAACUGAAGGCUUUCAAUCGGGUUUUUGAGGCCUUCUGCGACCGGCGCAGCCCGGAAAGCCUGCUUGACCUCAUCAAACGACUGACUUCUCGCGACGGCCAAGACGGCAGUGGAGAGGAAAGUGAUCCAGACGAGGACAGCGACGCCCAUUCAAGCCGUCGUUCCAGCAGCCGACACAGCUCGCGCAGUAGCAGUGCCUCGGACACGGAGAAAGACGAGAAAAAGGAGCGAUUGAAGCGCCGGCCGCACAUUAUCGCGUCGCGCCGCAACCCUGCUGGCGGUAGACGCUCAGAAGCACGAGACAGUGGUCGUGAGGAUGAGAACGCGGAGGUUGACGGAGCCGCGGACGAGGCGGGCAGCGUCACAGUAGACCCCCUGCUGCGGUCGGGUGCGUCCGUGGGUCGAAACGCCUCUCCGCCACGUCUGGAUGAUGCUGGGUUCGUGGCCGCGCCCGGGACAGCGAUGCUGGCCGCCGGGACGGACGCAACGGCAGGCGGCACGACUGGCGCUGGUGGCGGCGCAUCCCAUCAGCUCUGCGUGGUGCCCGGCGUGACCAGUCGCCCGCUGGAGCUCUUCAUGACUGCCCUUCUCUAUCGGGCGCACAAAACAAUCAGUCAUACCUGCUCUCUGUUGAAACGGUAGGUCUAAUUCCCUGCCGCCAAGCCCCUAGACGCGUUUAUAAUUUGUCAUCUAUGUCAGUCCGUAUAUGUCCACACUGUACUAUGUCACCAUCAGUUACAGGCUCCUUCUCCAACUGACAUAUUUACCAAUACUUUUAAUGAGCAUUUAUACUAGCCGAAAGAAGGCAUCUGAUUCCCGAACUCAUCUUCAAUUUAAUCGGUGCCAUUUUACUUUCCCAUUAGGGCUUAAAACUAGCCCUGAAUUUUCUAAGUGCAAAUGCGUCUACAGUACAGGGCUCAGGACUAGUUCCCUGUCUUCAAUUAAGAUAGAGUUUAGUUUUCACGAAUGUGGUCGAAUAUGUAAGUCUUAGGCCCCUUUUGUCAGGAGGAAGAAUAUAUGAUUAUCGAAACGGUACUUGUACUGGUUUAACCUUUUUCAGCCUGUUCGGGAGCAAUUCUUCAGAGACUACGAAAGCACACAACAACAAUUGAACAUCGAGGGAUCUUUGGAUUGUCUAAGUUCAGCGAAUAUUCCCAUGUUUCAAUUGUUAAGUCAAUGUGGUAUACACGGCUUUUCGGUAAGUCGUCAUCAGGCCAAGACAGUUACAUAGAAGUUGAAAUUAUGCGAAGUUACAUGGUUUAUAAGUGAUUCAGGGGUUAUUAACACUCAUCGUUCCCACGCCACCCACAUGUCAAGGUGUGCUAUGGCGUGGUCGGUGUGUCGUGGUCAUUGGGUCAAGGGGGCGAGGGGGAGGGGGGGCAUAGGCUGUGAGUAAUGUUUGUACGUUGUGCACACACCACUGCCAUCAGGAGGUUGGGGCGACGCGCAAUUAUCAUCUGGGGUCGGUGUUGGCCACGGAAGACAGAGCGCCUGUGUCAGCGUCUUCUGACGACAUAAGACUGGAUUGGCUAGCAGUAUAGCCACUGCCUCGGCUGUAGCUGGCACCCGUUGGCGUAGGCCUCUGGGGAAGCUUGCUGCUGUCCGGUGGACAACCUGAAAGGCUUCUUUGGCAUCGACUCGGUGAUUAGUAUCGACAGGAUGUGCGAGAAUAGAACGCAGCAAGUGACCUGGUAAGAUGACGUCUGAAGACAGCGAUCACACGCGCUUUCUCCGCAGCAAAUUUACGCAUAUGUUUCACAAACUCUCCCCCCCCCCCCUACGCCUGGGAGGUAAAAGCCGACUCCCGUUGCAGGCCACAUCGAUGUGUAUUUACUCAUCCACUUGCUCCCGUGGAGCGAGAUACAUUGGCCGUACAACGUGAAUACAUACCGGCCUGGCUAGGCAGAGGUGAAAAGAAAUCGAUUUCGAGUUCUGCUCUCGCGCAUCCUGUCGAUACUAAUCACCGAGUCGAUGCCAAAGAAGCCUUUCAGGUUGUCCACCGGACAGCAGCAAGCUUCCCCAGAGGCCUACGCCAACGGGUGCCAGCUACAGCCGAGGCAGUGGCUAUACUGCUAGCCAAUCCAGUCUUAUGUCGUCAGAAGACGCUGACACAGGCGCUCUGUCUUCCGUGGCCAACACCGACCCCAGAUGAUGAUUGCGCGUCGCCCCAACCUCCUGAUGGCAGUGGUGUGUGCACAACGUACAAACAUUACUCACAGCCUAUGCCCCCCCUCCCCCUCGCCCCCUUGACCCAAUGACCACGACACACCGACCACGCCAUAGCACACCUUGACAUGUGGGUGGCGUGGGAACGAUGAGUGUUAAUAACCCCUGAAUCACUUAUAAACCCUGUAACUUCGCAUAAUUUCAACUUCUAUGUAACUGUCUUGGCCUGAUGACGACUUACCGAAAAGCCGUGUAUACCACAUUGACUUAACAAUUGAACAGUUUUGUAGUCUGAAAACUAGUAAGGGGCGAGGCUGGAUUUGCGAUCUCUAGCUCACAGUGGCCGCACGCUGCGGUGCCCGUGUGCAUCCUUGACCGGGAACUGGGCCGCGCCGUUUGGCGCUCGAGCAUAAUGCGCGAUAACUGGUGGGAGUAGGUCAACGCGUUUUUUUGUGGAGUUGGUGUCAGCGACCCAAGCCUCCAGCAAUUCUUACCUGUUUGCUCAUCUUGGUUAAUUUAUUUUUAGGUAUUCGGAAACUUUCCGGUGUCUCGCUUCCACUGUGGAAUCGCAGGUUGAAGCUCUACACAUCCUCCAGGCCGUCUGGGUGAAUCAGUCGCAAAUGGUGGUGGUUAUUUCGGACUACAUGUGUCGCAAUGGCCUGUUGGAUCCAGAAGCCAUCGUCAGAUGGGCCUUUUCACCCCACAUGACUGCAUUUAAAGGGCCGCUUUCGCCCUCCACAGACUUCUACGUCAAACCUCGGAUUCUGGAGUGCGUUUAAAUAACGUUUAAAUCACCUCCCCCCCCCCCAUCUCCCAACCGUUUCCAAAGUUGUUUGGAAUUUGCACGCACUUAUUUUGUUCAUUUAAACAUCUUCAGGCUGCAUGUUUGGGAAUGUCUGCUGCACACCCUCGUCCGCGUGGGCCGGCGUGUCGCCCAAAUAAACCCGAAGUUGGAGGCCGCCAAGGAAAGUCUGGAGAUCCAGCGUCACAAGGUUUGUCUCGUGCUGUCACUUCUCUUUCCCUGCCCCUCCCCAACAACCGCAUGCGCACCCUAACCCAACCCCUUCUUCUCUCCUUCCUCCCAAUUAGUCUGAUUCGGACAGCUCUGAGAGUGAGGAUGAAGAGGACCGGGGCGGACGCUCCAAAUCAAUCUCCUUGCGCCGCGACCGGGACACCGGUGGACAUCGACGUGUCCGUUCGCGGUCCUCUGACGAAUCAGCCGAUGGGCAUGAGCGUGACUCUCGGCGUUCUGUCGCGGUAGCUGACAAGGUGACGCGCCUUGAGGAGGAGCGUUGCGAGGCUGUGCGCAGCCAGUGUGCCGUUAUUACCCUGCUGUUACAUCGUCACGUCCGUCUCAUCGACAGUGUCGAAGAAGCGGCUGAAGAGGCAGCGGCCAAUAGUGCGGCGGGCGAAAGUGAGGCAGCCGGCGAAAUGUCACGCGAGGAGUUGGGCUUUGUAAGCUACUGGCUCAAGGGUCGCCUCAUGCAGACGGUGCUCGAGGUGAGACUUUUUUAGUAGUUUAUUUGGUAAAGAUAAUCGACAAUGCUUUUCCGUUGGGUACAACUGCACACGCCAAAUAAAAAUUGUCACUAAUAAAAUAGUACUUACAUGAUACAAGUAGCAUUUUUAAAGGUAAACUGGGGUUCACGGGGUAUCUAGCUCAGGUUCAGACUGCCAGGGGCAAACAGGGGACGCAGAUAGUCAUUCAAGCGUUUCUUGAAGAGCUUCAAGGACGCUGUCCACACGACUGAUUGAGGUAGAUCAUUCUUACUGUCACUUCCUAUGGUAUGAUACUUGCCAACGCGUUUAUUUUGUGGACGGCCAUGAGUGGUGGUACCUCAGUCACUGUGCGCACGCUCUCCGCCAAUCGUCUUUGUCUCGCAACCUGAUAACGGUUAAGAUGCUAGCACUGAUUAUAUUUGUGUAGUGGCGACGAGGGCGAUGGUGUUAUUUCUGACUCUGGGAAGCCAAUGGAUAUGUGUGCGGCUAUCUACAGCGACAGACACUACCAAGUAGCUGGACACUGACAAACUUUGAUGCAAUGACCCUCCUAACUCAUCGCAUAGACUCACCAAUCUCUCACUGUGGGUGCAUAAUUUUGUUUCUCGUCCCUGAUCCCAUUUGGUACUUAGUUUUUAAUACCGGUCUGAUUGAUUUGCAGCGCAGUAUGUGUAUGUUUUUUUCAUUUCUGUCAACCUAUGCAGAGUUUGUCCGCUCUGCGAGGUCGAUUAAUCGGUCACAACAAUGUUUGUAAUAGUGGCGGUGGCGACGGCGACGACGACGGAACCCCUGUUCAGGUUCAUAAGUCUUCUGUUGUUUUCUUUCCCUGUUUUAGCAUCAAGAUCAGUUACUGCCCUACAUGGAGAACCUAGAGGCCCUGAUGUCUGAUGUGUGCCCCUUCGUUCAAGAGGUUUUCCAGUCCCUACGAAGUCUCUAUGCCUGA
Molecule: messenger RNA, 16198 nt
Organism: Spirometra erinaceieuropaei
Lineage: Eukaryota; Metazoa; Platyhelminthes; Cestoda; Diphyllobothriidea; Diphyllobothriidae
Source: the annotation of a GenBank genome assembly